AUAAUCUAUGGUGUUUUGUUAUGAGUUGUAAUCUGUUAUACACUUUACAGUGAAAGAUAAGCCAAAAUAUUACAAAUUUACGACAAAACAAUUAAAUUGAGCUUAAAUCGUGAUUAUUUGUUAGAAGUGUGCUUGAUUUCGUUUUGUUUGAUUUGUUUUCGUUCUUCUAUAUUGUGAAUGAAUAUUAAUACCUCAAUAAAUUAAAAUUUUAAAGGGAUAUCAGAAAUGAAUGAACAAGUGUCUAAGAAAAUUUUCUUCAACAAAUCGACUUUAAUAAGUUUAAAAGCAGAAUUGCUUAAAAAACAAGAAGAAAUACAAGAAAAGAAACAUCUGCCACAGCAUAAUUUAAACAAUUUCAAACCAUCUCAACCAACAAGGAAAAGUUAUAAAAGUGAUGAUGACAAGAAAAAAAGCUUGAAAGAUAAUUUAAAAGCUAUUGAUGCUGAGGAAUUUGAAGACUGUCGGAAGUCCAAAUUGAUGUUAGAAAAGAAGGCUGAAUUGUAUAAGCAUUUGUCUGAUGAAGCUGGUAACUCACAGCUAGCUGGCAACUUUUUGGUGGACUUUAAGGGAAAGAAGCAAGAGUAUACAUCAAAACCUGUACCUGAACCAGAAAACGUUGAAGAAAUAGCAGCCUUUGCAGACGAUGAUAAUGAAUGGACUGAAUUUACUGAUUUCCUUGGUAGAACUAGGAAAUGUCUUAAAUCUGAUUUAGAACAUUAUAAAAAGAGGGAUGAGGAACUUAUGAAGGCAAUGACUAAUGCAACUAAGGACAAAGAAUCAAGUACAGAAACAGAAACCACAAAACCUGAAAAACCGUUCCUAGUGCAGAAGACCAAUGAUUAUCUACAAUCAUUACGAGAAAAAUGGGAACAACAGGAGAGAGAGCUGCUAUCUAAGGACAAAGACAUACAUUAUCAGGAUAUACUUUUUGACGAGGCAAGAAUUCACGGUGUCGGCUACUACGCGUUUAGUACCGACGAAGAAGAGCGUCGCAAACAAAUGGAAGAGCUCGUAAAGCGAAGGCAAGAAACGUUGAUAGCUCAGGAGAAAGCGGAAGAAAUAAGAAAGAAACGGGAUGAACUAAUAGCAGCUCGGGUAGCAGCGGCUCGAGCUCGACAGCGUGCCAGAGCCGGUCUACCACCGGAAGAUCCCGAAGAAAAGAAGAAAGAUUAUACUACAUGUCUACUGGAAUUUCUAAACCAACAAAAAAUUGAAGCUGAUAAAAAAGCCAAGGAAGAAGAAGAAAAGAAAAAAGAGGAGAAAGAAAAAGAAAGACAAAAGUAUCGCGAGACUUACAUAAGAGAGUGGGAUCUUGGAAAAGAGGGAGUUGGAGGUGAAGUAAAGAAGUUUAGAGAAAUGUCGCAAGAAGAGUAUGUCGAACAACAAAGGGCGAAGCGGAAUGACGAAUUUGCCCCUCCACAAACAACUAGCAACGAUAGAUCAAAGUAUAGCUUUGACGUACGAGGCAAUAAAUUAGAAACAGAAACUAGUGAAAGUGGUAAAAGUAAAACCUGGUCUGAUGUGCGACCAGUAGCUGCUCCUCCACCUCCAAUUAUUGGGGAUUUGAGUGUAGUGAGCGACGCUCAAAAGGGACUAUAUUUUUCUACAAAAAAGACUAAACCAGUAGUUAAAUAUAAAAAUUUCGUUAGAGCUGAAGAACUAACUCCUAUAAACGAUGAGUUAAAUGACGAAGACGUUUCUGUUGUUAAAAAAACUAAACCCGAAAAGAGAAACCAGAAUUCAAAUCAUGCUGAAAUAGAGCCACCUCUAACAUACGAAUAUUAUGGCCCGAAUACAAAAUACUCGAGAACAGAAAAACCAUUUACUUCAGAUUUAAGAGAGGCAAUAGCGCAAGGAUCUAAAAGAUUAGAACCAAAAGAGAGUAACAUACAGUUACCAAAACAUUACGAUUUUACGUUUGAAUAAUUCUAAAUGUGAAUAAGAUUUAUGGUUUGUUGAAUAAAAAAGUUAAAAAUAGUA
Messenger RNA from Melitaea cinxia (Glanville fritillary), 1980 nucleotides. RefSeq names its product coiled-coil domain-containing protein 174. Gene Ontology annotation, cellular component: nucleus. The record is from RefSeq and is a predicted model, not a curated record. The transcript has 7 exons. NCBI's taxonomy places the organism in Eukaryota, Metazoa, Arthropoda, Insecta, Lepidoptera, Nymphalidae. Bases 226 to 1926 code for a protein of 566 amino acids.